Molecule: messenger RNA, 3726 nt
Organism: Pyrenophora tritici-repentis Pt-1C-BFP
Lineage: Eukaryota; Fungi; Ascomycota; Dothideomycetes; Pleosporales; Pleosporaceae
Product: Med15 multi-domain protein
Source: RefSeq, a predicted model, not a curated record
AUGUAUCGAGCAGCCGCUCUCCGCCGUAUCCUGCUUGGGACGACAGCCGAACAGGACACGGAAGAGACAGAAAAUAACACACCCAGUCAGCCUGUUUCGCUCUUCGCGGAUCCCGACGACUCUCCCCGCCCAGAAGGCGCGACCACGACAUCGGAUGCCAACCAAACCAACACACAGUCAUUCUCCUCCAACCAUAGGAGAUCAUAUUCAGAAACAAUAGAAGCGGCACUGGCACCAAAUCGCCCUUCGUCGUCGCAUUCCUUAUUCUCCACCGGACACGCCAGUCGCAGCAACGCCUCUCACCGUGGUCGAGGAAGAGGAGGCAGGCACUCAGCACCAGCUUCCACACGCCAAGGCAAUACAAACCCGAGACAAGGCGAGGAGGACAUGGAUUCGGAAGAUGCAUAUGAGCAAGAACUUGCCCUUGCCCUGAAAUACGGCAUGCUUGACGACGACUUUGACGACACCUUCCCAGACCAACGCGAUGACAAUGAAUGGUUGAUCAGGCAGUACAAUGCCUCACGCGGGAUUCCAGAUGCCGGCGAGUCGUCGCGGCAACUCAGGCCACUUCAAGCCGGCCACAACGCCAACAAUUCGCAACGAGAGCAGCAGGCCCACCGCUACAACCCGCAUACAGGCUGUCAUGACGACCAAGCGCAUACCCAACCCUUCGAUGAUUCCCGCCGAGGUCUAAAUGCCGCGCCCAAGCGUUCGUACGACAGGACCGAGAGCGCAGACGACCAAGACAUUGGCAAAGCACUCCACAACGAUGGCGCUGUGGCUGUCAUACUAUACGACAGCGCCACUCCAAACCCCGAAGCAAACGAUAUUUGGCCCGAGUGUCGCAGCGCAACAAAACUACCGGCUCGCUACUACUUGAUCGACGAGGGCAAGACUCCCCACAAUGCGACUUGCAAGUUCCGGCCCAACAAGAAGAACAGGAAGAAGAAAGCAGCAGCAUCAGCAGCGGCUAAAAAGACCGACGAGCCAAAGCCAGUUGUCUGUGAUACAGCCGGUCGCCCUGAGUGGAGGCUGCCCGUAGAGCUGAUUGAGUUGAUCGCCGAGCACCUCAACCGAGAUGACAUCAAAUCGCUGCGCCUUGUUAGUCGCGAGCUAAAUCGCAAUGUCUCGCAAGUCAUAUUCCAGACAGUCGUUGUUCCCUUUAAUACCGAGAUCUACGGCAUGCUUGGACAAGACGUAAACCCCGAUCUCAAGGGUAAGAGACGCGCCCGAUUCGAAAAACCCGGCUACUAUUGGAAAAAUGCCAAUGGCGACGAGGUAUACAACGGUCACGGUCUAGACGUCUUUCGCGGCUUUGGUAGGCACAUUCGGAAGUUCGGAAUGAGCUUCCAAGUCAACGAAGACUCUCUCUCUAUGCCGCCUGUAAAAUCGCUUACAGAGAAGAAGACCAGCUUCUGGGGCACCUACGACUGGCCUUUUGAGGAGUACCGUCGUUUCGAUGCUGUCGCUGGCCUUGAAACUGCCGCUGACGAAACGCCGCGAAUGACCGUCGCCUUCUCCGAGCUGACCAAGGUCAAGGAGCUCGCGCUCUCUGUUGAUAGCGGGCUGGGUUGGCUGAGUGGACCGGAUAAGUCUAUCCGGGCGCGCAUCUUGCAACAGCCUUCCAGUGUCUUCGGUUCCAGUAAACCCAUUCCCGACCGCAGAGUCCAAGCCCAGCAAGAGCUCUGGAACCACAUUGAGGCUGCCCAUCGAAAAGCCGGUAGCGACGUUCGGACGGCUAUGUUAUACAAACUGGAUACACAACGCCCGUUUUCCGAAUUGAGGGAUGCCAGCGUGCUAGCAGAUGUGCAACCAGAGAUGCCUUACCUGGACCCCCAGCUGAUACAAGGGGCACCUCCCCAGGACACUUCUGAAAUGCCUAUCCCUACAUCCUUUGAUGACCCAUACAUACUGGAGCGCUUUGUAUCGCCACCACCUCCCUUGGGUACGGGUGUUUUAUUCACAGCGCCCAUCUCAACAUCCGACGGCGGGAUGCUUAUGAGUCCGAUCAUACCCUCCAGUCUCACCAAAGCCCAGAAGGAGUGGUUAAUGGAGACUGAAUGGGCGCAGCGAGCUUUCAUGUCGUCCUAUAUGUUGUCCGUCAUUGACAACCCUACCACAUUCCAGCCCGUGCACACUUUGAACAUCUCCGGUCUGUCUGAUCGCUACCUACCUAUGCUCAACCGCGCCGACUUUUGGGAAGCACUACCAAACCUACGAACUGUCACUCUUAUGGUGAUACCAUGCUGGCGGACAGUCCACAAGGAUGAGGCAGGCUUUGUCGAUGCUCCCAAGAUCAACCCUAUCCAAGGCAUGAACUUGGUGUUUGAUCUACUUCGUGACCACGUGGCUUGUCGGCCAAACAUUCGCAACUUGACAGCUGGCUGGGUCACUGGUGGUGAACAUGCCGAGGGACUUUACGCGCGCAACAAACUCCUGUUCCCUGCUCCAGUCAUGGAUCUGCGAAUUCGUGCAACAAACCCGGUUUCCUACCAGCCUGCAGCGCUUGUUGAGACUGAUGUGACUCGCCUCAGGGCCUCAUUACUACAGUUUCCCCACCUCGAGCAGUUGACGUUGAAGAACUGCUGGAUCACACCACCGGCUUUGCUACAGUUUGUCAAGAUUCACGACUCGCAUAAGAUGCAGAAACUCGUACUAGAUUCGGUAUCCCUUACUGCUAUACUACGUCCCAACCCCGAUCCAAAUCAAGUGGGGCCUGGUUUCAAUGCGUUCGCUUUCCAUAACCCUCCUCAACCUGGGGCAGCCGUUAUAUGGGGGGCUCUUGGUGGUCAGCAUGCUCAACAUCCUCAGCCUGCCCAAUUAACGCCAAACCAACAAGUGUUUCUACUAACUACGGUUCAUACGCUCCAGGCACAACUUCAACAUCUCCAUGCGAAUGCAGUGGGAUUUCAUGUGAAUCAGAUCAAUGUUUUACAGAACAUUUUACAGCUACAGCUCCAUAAUCUGCAGCUUGCUGCACAAGGGAAUGCUCAAGCUCAGCCAGCAGGUCCAGCGAAUCCACCCCAAGCGCUCACGCAACAUCAAUUCAUGCAACAUGUUCAGGCAGCAUUUCCACAUCAACACCCGGCAGCACAGCCCCAUGCCACUACUGUCAUCAACGCUGUCGCUCAUGUGGCUGGACAGGUGCAUACAAUGCAACAUCAGAUUGGGCCACUCAAUCAACCUUUGCAUGCUGCAGUACCAGGGAAUGUGAAUGGCAUAACACCUCAAGCUACACUCCAAUCACAGCCUCGUGAAGGUUCCUGGAUGAAUAUCAUCGACCAGAUAUCUCCGGGCACUAACUUAUCCGACUUUGGAAACGAUCAUUCCAAGGCUGAUAUGGAUCGCGUCACUUCACUUCAAACAAUCGAAUUCAUAUCGUGCGGCUACGCAAAGCUACCCCAUACGUCUUUUGAUCAAAGCACCAUUGACGUCGGCAAUGGUUUCGCUGCUAUGCUCCGGGCGGUUCCCACUUUCCAUAGGCGGAUGGCUGUUCUGGCUCCUGCAAUGCUCGGUCACAAGUGGAGCUAUCUUGGCGAAAUUGUGCAAGACGUUGCCACAUGGGAGCUUGCUGCACUGGGUGCUGGCUGGAAUCUACAAACUGGCUGGGAGGACAAAGAAGCAGCGCGCGCAGUGGAGUUUGAUGGACUUCUUCCUGGAGGCACAGGCCGUUUUACAGGUGUUGUACGGCAGUCGGAUAGAUUACCUGACACGGACGCUAUUUAG